AUCAAUUGCAUUAGGAUGGUAGGGGAAAUAGGUAUUGUCCACAAGAUCGGCAGAAGUUUUCUUUACUUAUAUUCCUUGGGUUGAAACAUGUCGUAUAGGGCGUCGGGUCGAAAGAAAAAGAAAGUUAAGGACACUCUUACAGCAGAACAAAUCGCAGAACUUCGGGAAACCUUUCUCCUUUUCGACAAGGAUGGAGAUGGUACAGUGAACAGUGAUGAACUUGGGACGGUGAUGAGGCAACUUGGACAGGAACCUUCAGAAGAGGAACUCCGGCAAAUGAUCGCAGAGGUAGAUGAAGAUGGAAGUGGGGAGAUUGAAUUUGAAGAAUUCUGCACUAUGAUGGCUAAUCGGAUGAAUCAGCCAAUAGAUUCGCCACAAGAAUUGAUAGAGGCAUUUGAGAUUUUUGACGAUGAAAAAAGGGGAUACAUAACAAUGGAGGAAUUUCGGUCUGUAAUGACAACAUUAGGAGAGAAAUUGUCUCAUAGUGACGUGGACGAAAUGAUGACAAUGACGGGGAUAGGAAAGAACGGGAAAGUCAAAUACAAAGAAACAGUGUCGAUCUAUCUGAUCGCAAAUGAAAACAAACAUAUGGUAGACACUGCUCAUGGAAAGGUUCCAAUUGUUCCGGAACAUACUAAUACAAAACCGACGGAUAAUUUUGCACAAGAAGUCUACAUUGAUGCUUUCCGUGAGGCUGAUGAAGAUGGCGAUGGAUUUCUGUCAGAGAGAGAACUAGGAAUUGCUCUAAGGAAGUUGGGUCACAAUCCCAGCGAAGUGGAAAUUCGUGACUUGAUUUUAACAGUUGAUGAGGACGAAAAUGGACAUCUGGACAUGAACGAAUUUAUGAAUCUGAUGACCAUAAAAACUGCUGCUGUCGGUGAGGUAAACGAUAUGUUUAAAACCUUUGACGUCGACAAAAACGGAUUCAUUGACUGGAAUGAACUUAAAAUGGGAAUGCAAAACCUGGUCGGACACGAGCUGGAAGACUCUGACAUUGACGAAAUGAUGGAGGAGGCAGACCUAGACGGAGAUGGGAGGAUCAAUUACGCAGAGUUUGAACGUAUGAUGCAGAAAAAUUUCGAAGAAGAAAAAGAAGAGGUUUAAUAGAAAUAUGUAACAUCAACAGAAUUAUCACCAUGCCACAUUGACUUCAUAUAAUUAUCUUAAUCGUAUUUUUUCUGUUCGGUUUGUUUAUCUUUUUAUGAACAUGUAUUGAUAUGUAUAGUGUUUCUUACCUGGUUUAUACAGAACAGUUUCACAAUUAUUGUUAUUGUGUUGAACAUUAAAUUUUAAUCAAAAUUGUUUGACAAUGACAAAAGUUUGGGAAAUUUUAAGUCCAGAUUGCGUGUAAUACUAGUAUUUUGUACACCAUGGAAGGAUCAUUACAGUAUUAACAUGUUGCAUUAUAAAUCGAAGUGAAACAAAGAAUCCUAUUUAUCAAUAAUACAAACCGGAAUCAUGUUAUAAAUGAAUGUUUUC
Molecule: messenger RNA, 1479 nt
Organism: Magallana angulata
Lineage: Eukaryota; Metazoa; Mollusca; Bivalvia; Ostreida; Ostreidae
Exons: 10
Coding region: 88-1104 (338 amino acids)
Molecular function (GO): calcium ion binding; enzyme regulator activity
Source: RefSeq, a predicted model, not a curated record